AUGGAGGGGGCGGAGGCGCGGGAGGAAGCCUCGGUGGCCCGGGACCUGCUGGCCCUGGGCUAUGAGGGUUUCCCGGGGGCGGCGUCUCUGGGCCCCUGGUGCCCAGACUUCAGGGAGCUGUGCGCGCGGCUGGCGGCGGAGCUGGCGACUCUGGGCGCCCUGAAGCAGGAGCGAGAGGAGGGCGCGGAGGCGCUGCGCGCCGGCCACUGCCCCGGCGCCGAGGAGGAAUUCCUGCGACAGCUGGCCGGCCUGCUGCGAGAGCUGCACUGCCCCGACCGCGCGCUCCGCGGCGGAGACUGCGCGGCCGCGCUGCGGGAGCCCGGCGCGGGCCUGCGCCUGCUGCGCUUUCUCUGCUCCGAGCUCCAGGCUGCCCGCCUCCUCCGCCUGCACCCCAGGCUGGAUGCUAGGCAUGCGCUGCCUCGUGGGGAGGGAGGUGAAGAGGAAACUGGCAUGGUCCAGGAGCUGCUCCUGACACUCCAGGCCCUGGGGCUACCCAGACCCACGCCGGGGAACCCCGCCAGCGCCAGUGGGCUGCUGCGGGAGUUGCAUGCCAAGAUCUCGCAGCUUCUACCUUCCCUGCCCCCGGAGUCCUUGCAGCCCCUCCUCAGCCACCCGCUGGAUGCACCCAGAUGGGAGGCGUUGCAGUUUCUGUCCCAAAGCCUGCACACUCAGUACCACUGCCGCCGCUGUCUCCUCCUCACCCGCCUGGACCUCACGACAUCUGCUUUCCACUGGAGCGAUCGCUCAGAGGCCCAAGGAGAGGCCAUGAAGGCAGUGCUGACUCCAAUUCGAGAGGCUUUGACCCCAGAAUCAGAGGUCUCCAUCGCACAUGUCCUGGCAGCCCGAGCUGACCUAUCUCGUCUUGUCCCAGCCACCAGCAAGGCUGCCCGUCAAGGGACCUGCUGUGCCAUCAACAAGGUGCUUAUGGGCAGCGUGCCAGACCGGGGGGGCCGCCCCAAUGAGCUGGAAGCGCCCAUGCCCAGUUGGCAGAGCAGAAGAGAGGACGGAGGUGGGCGAAGGGCAGGCCGCCAGUGCUGGGGCCGCAAGAAGAAGAAGAAGAAGUAAAGGACUGGCAGUCUGGGGGCUGGAGGGGCGUCCUCUGUGAAAGGCUGACACCAUUGACAAUCUUUGGGGAGUCAGUUUGAGGGUUUCUCUUGGCACCUGACACCUAGGCCCCACACACCUUGUUCCUGAGGUUGCAACUGUCCUUCCUUCAUCUACCACUGAGCAGCAAGGUUCUCUGAAAAAUAAAUGUAAUAUUUGACAGUAGUAGGACCCAUUUCUGUGGGGGCCAGGUGAAGGGUACUGGGUCUGAGGAGAGCUAGGCGCUCUUUGCUCCUCAGGAACAUGUCUUUGCCUUCCUGAGGGCAUAGGGAGGGAGACACAUAGCAUGGGGCAGACAUCAGUCGGGCACCUGUGCCACCCGUGUUCCAGGUACUGGGGGCACAAUGGGAGGUACAGAUAAUAAAAAGCUCUUUUCUCUUGGAGCUGAUAUUUCUGGUGAGAGGCAGCAGACAUUAAAUGAAAUACAUAGGGUAAAAUGCAGUCUGUCAGAUGUGGGGAAAGGACUUUGGAGAAAAAUCACGCAGGGUGGGGAGGCAGGAUGGGGAUGGGGGGACUGUGACUUUGAGGAUGGUCAGGGGAGGGAAGCCUCACCGAGAAGGUGACACUUGAGCUAAGUCCCAAAGACAGAACCAGGAGGGCCUCUGGGGAGGAGCGUUGCAGGCAGAGGGAACGGCCGGUGCAGAGGCCCUGAGGUAGGAGUGUGUUUGGCAUGUUUGGGGAUCACUGGGGCUGGAGCAGCUGAAGCAGCUGAAGCA
Talpa occidentalis (Iberian mole) is the source of this 1820-nucleotide messenger RNA. It is a transcript of the gene TSLIG3C, whose product is annotated as family with sequence similarity 98 member C. Lineage: Eukaryota; Metazoa; Chordata; Mammalia; Eulipotyphla; Talpidae. Bases 1 to 1065 code for a protein of 354 amino acids. The record is from RefSeq and is a predicted model, not a curated record. The transcript is spliced from 8 exons. Gene Ontology annotation, cellular component: tRNA-splicing ligase complex.